GUCAGCUACGGCCUAGAUGGUGUGGCGGUACGUGGCGAAGGUAUGAUUGGCUUUGCUGGAGCUUUGCAGAGAUGUCAGGAUGAAGCCGAAGGGCUGGAGAGCGGAGCGGUCCCUCCAGCAUACGACCUCAGGGUGCAGAAACCAGGCUGUGAAGCCGGUGAAGUCUAUGAUCAACAAAAUUGUUCCUCCAGUUCCUUGGCCAUCCACCAGAGUUUCAUUUCAUAA
This is a messenger RNA of Durusdinium trenchii, 225 nucleotides long. The record is from the annotation of a GenBank genome assembly. Lineage: Eukaryota; Dinophyceae; Suessiales; Symbiodiniaceae.